Molecule: messenger RNA, 1130 nt
Organism: Saccoglossus kowalevskii
Lineage: Eukaryota; Metazoa; Hemichordata; Enteropneusta; Harrimaniidae
Source: RefSeq, a predicted model, not a curated record
AUGAGGAGUACGUGUUACGCCACCAAUUUUGAAUACCUUCCUGUCGUUGAGCUCGCCGAUCUGCUGUGGGAAUUUUACGCUUCAGCUCGCAAGCAAGAUGGGAUGAAAAGUUAUAAGUAUAUAUCCUUAGUUUUCCUGGUCAUCUUCAAUAUUACUUGUGUGGAAAGUGCAAUUGCUGGAAGGUUGAAAAGAGAAACGUGCAUGAAUGAUUUUGAAUGUGAGCACGAUGAGACAUGCUUUCCAGUAAUGAUUGGACAGCCUGAGGGGAAUUGCUUAAAGUGUUCAGAGUUUCAGGGCCAGAAUAUCUCACAAAAAUGUGAAGAACUUGAAAAAAGCACUAAAAACCAAGCGCUUCAUGAGUGUGUUAUAAGGACCGACUGUCUCUUUGAUGAAUGGUGCUACAUGUAUCAACAUCAAUGUCAUAAAUGCAGUGUAUUGGAUGGUCAUCCCGAAGUACAGGAAGAAGAAUGUAAAGAUUGGCUAUCUUCUCAAAGUGAAGGUGAAGAUUCAGACACUGAGAAAAGCAACAAUCUAAGGUGGAUAAUUGGUUUGACUGUUGGUUCACUAUUCAUCAUAGUAAUAGCUGUUACAGUAGUUUUGUAUAAAAAUAAGAAGCUAAGAAUUCGGUUACAGAACUUUUUCAAGACUGCUCAAAAUCAGGAUGUGAAAAGUGUAGCAUAUGGUUUAGCUGACACCGAAUCACCAUCUGAUCCUAAUGGAAUUAUAUUGAUAGAUGUACCUGAUCAUGCUCCGACACCUGAUAUUGGACAAAAUGGAUCUACACGACCACUUCUUUCAGGCCAUGGAGAGGAUUAUGUGAAUAAAAUGGACAGCAGUGAGAAGACAAUAGUGACCACUCCCGAAGACAAUGCAACUACUCCAGCCAAUCAAAAUGAUGAUAUUGGUGACAACAAUGGAGACAAGAAUCACAAUGAGAGCAGUGAUGAUCCAAUUGUAGCUUCUCCUGAGGAUGACAAAGCUGCCAGGUUUGCUCCAGGUACUAGUAUGUGAACUUUAAACACCAUGUGUUAUUUAAAUACCUUUAUAGUAUAAAAGUGAGCAGGGAACAUGCCCAUAAAUAAUCUACAUGUUUGUAAUGUGUUUCAUGUACACAAUGCACAAUUGGGGAU